Cavenderia fasciculata is the source of this 2079-nucleotide messenger RNA. RefSeq names its product CTD small phosphatase-like protein 2 (gene ctdspl2). The transcript is spliced from 5 exons. The record is from RefSeq and is a predicted model, not a curated record. The coding region runs from base 1 to 2079 and encodes 692 amino acids. Gene Ontology annotation, molecular function: phosphoprotein phosphatase activity. NCBI's taxonomy places the organism in Eukaryota, Evosea, Eumycetozoa, Acytosteliales, Cavenderiaceae.
AUGUCAUCUGGUGUUAAAACAAGAGAAAUACAUGAAUUAAAUAAUCAUCAUCCAUUUUCAGUAGAGGUAUCUGAUUUUUUUAAAACUACGUCUUCCUCUUCAUCGUCAGCAUCUGCAUCCGCUCCAAACGAUUCAAUUCCAUUUUCAUUGUAUUCGAAUAACAACAAUAAUAAUGGUAUUAAUACUAAUGAUAUGAAUGAUACCAAUAACAACAACAAUAUAAUUAUUGAUGAUGUUAAUAAUAAUAAUAAUGGUAUCGUUUUGAAUUCAAACAAUAAGCAUUUAAUUAAUCAUCAUCAACAUGAUCACAACGGUGAUCAAGUUGAAAAUGGGACAACAACCAAAUUGAUUAUUAAUAAUAAUAAUAAUGAUAAUGAUGAUGAUCUCAAUAACAGCGGCGGUAGUGGUAGCAACAUGAUUGUUACCAAUAACAAUAUUAAUAAUAGUUGUAGUAAUAAUAUUACGCCAUGUUCAGCAUCAACCCUUUUGACAUCGUUGACUGCAUCUUUGCAUCCUCCAUUCCCAGUGGCACCAGAUUCACCCAAUAUGGAUCAACCAAAGAAGAGAUAUAAACAAAAUGAAUCAAACUCUCCCAUACUCUUUUCCGCGCUCUUGAAUAAUCUACACAAUCUCGAUGAUCAGCAACACCAACAACAACAACAAACCGCCAAUAAUAUUCAAAUGGCAUCACCUUUAAAACUAUCGUCCAAUCAAACAUCACCAUUUUCAUCACAAAGCAUCUUUUUGUCAUGUCUGGAUGCUCCUUUACAUAUGAAACCAAAGAUCGAUCAAAAUGAACUUGAAGUUUAUUGUGGUGACAUUACAACUAAAGAUGAAAUUAUUUUACCAUUUCUUGAAAAUGAAGAUGAACAUUUAAGAGGAUCAAACAAUGAUAUUGAUUUUACAAACAAUAUUGGUAAUACUGGUCAUUUUAUGAAUGGAUCCUCGUCAUCAUCAUCAUCGGUACCUUCACCUUCAUCUUUAUCAUCUUCUCCCAUUAUUGAUAUUCAAUGUGGUUUGAAUAAAUCCCAUUCUUCAACAUCUUCAAUGUCCACAGUUUCACCUAUUGACAAUAAUAAUAAUAAUGUUGAUGAAAGAAUGUUAAAGUUAUCUGUAGAUUUUAGUAUUAAUUGCAAUAAUAAUAAUAAUAUUGUAAAUUCUUGUUAUCAAAUGAAUAACCAUGUAAAUAUUGUCGCCAACAACAACAACAACAACAACAACAAUUGUAAUCAACAACAACAACAACAACAACAACAACAACAAAUUCAAAUUCAAAAUCAUAAUUUAAUUUAUUCUCAAGUUCAACCAAAUGUAAUGACAACAACAUCAUCUUGUGUUCCAUUUUUACAUAAUAUAUCACAACCAGAUCAAGAUGUACGAACAUCGAUUGAAAGAAAUGUACCAGAAGAUGAUGUCGAUGAGGAAGAAGAAGAGGAAGAGGAAGUUUUCAAUCCUUGGGUGUUUAUGAAACACUUGAGUAGCAUUCCUUGUCCACCUCAACGAUCGUUUAUCCUUCCACCAAAGACUCUAGACACACCAAAAAUAUCACUUGUACUCGACCUCGACGAAACAUUGGUACAUUGUAGCACCGAUCCAAUUGAGGAUCCAGAUCUCACCUUUUUAGUGACAUUUAACGCAAUCGAAUACAAAGUCUACGCUAAAAAGAGACCAUUCUUUGAAGAAUUUUUGGUAAAGGCAAGUGAAUUGUUUGAGGUUAUCAUCUUUACUGCCUCACAAGAAGUUUAUGCAAACAAAUUAUUAAAUAUGAUUGACCCAAAUAAUCAUGUAAAGUAUCGUUUAUUUAGAGAUUCUUGUGUCUAUGUUGAAGGAAACUAUUUAAAAGACCUUUCAAUACUUGGAAGAGACCUCUCACAGGUUGUCAUUGUUGACAAUUCACCUCAAUCAUUUGGAUUCCAGGUUAAUAAUGGAAUUCCAAUCGAAAGUUGGUUCGAAGAUGAAAAUGAUAAGGAAUUGAUUAGUUUAAUUACAUUCUUGGAAUCAUUGAUCAGAGUAGAUGACGUUAGACCUUUAAUAAGAGAUAAAUUUGGUGUUCAAAAAUUAAUUGAUGAAGCUUUUUAA